Marasmius oreades (fairy-ring Marasmius) is the source of this 1539-nucleotide messenger RNA. RefSeq lists its product as uncharacterized. The record is from RefSeq and is a predicted model, not a curated record. NCBI's taxonomy places the organism in Eukaryota, Fungi, Basidiomycota, Agaricomycetes, Agaricales, Marasmiaceae. Bases 1 to 1539 code for a protein of 512 amino acids. The transcript is spliced from 3 exons.
AUGUCGAAACACGACUUGGACAAUCCUGAACUCUAUGUUGAACUCCUUCAUCACUCUUCUCGCGAUGAUCCUCGCCAUCCAAUUGACGUAGACAAGACCGAAAGUUGCCCUGAACCACUCCAGUUGGCGCUGGAGAUGGACGAGGGUCUACAAAAGAGUGUCAGAACCCUCAUCGGCGCCCUAGCGAACGUGAUAGCGAAAUACCACCGGAAUCCUCCAGCUGUGGCAGCUCGCUUAACCCAACAAGAUCAGAAACAGGGGCUCCGUGUUCACAUCUACUUCACAUUCAACGAUACAACUUGGGAUGAAUACAUCUUUUCGAAUACCAGCGCACAUCUCUCCUAUCUUCUCGAUGAACUACGUUCUGCGGCGCAGCCCGUAAUCCAAGAGUCCCCACCUCCUUAUAAAAUAGACUAUCGCCUCCUACAAACCCUUUCCUGGCGCGUUCACCAAUUCUGCUUGGGUACAUUCAUUCAUCGCGUUCAGAAAGGCCAGAAUAAAUUUUACCUGCAGGCAACUGUGAAUCGCCUCUAUGAAAUGAGGCGUGAUCCCGAGAACGCGCUGGGAGAUAAAAGUGUCAAAGAUUAUCUGCUCAUGUGCACAGUGCUCGAGGAAGUGGAAGAACUUGUGGAUACUAUCGACAAGAGAAAAGCCCACCUCGCCAAAGAACAACGGGCCGACGACUUGCCCCUCGAGGAGAAACCGGACGCUCUCCUCACCCUACAGGAAUCCAACAGUCUCCUCGUUUCCUACACGUCGCUAACGAAGCACAACCUCCCUGAUGAUCAUAACCCAGGCGAUUACAAAAAGCUGAAGGCCCUAGAUGCGUAUCUCAAGGAGACUGGCCUCGACACAGAGUUUGCCCGAUGGGUACCCAAAGUAUUCAAGCUUUUCCAGUCGACGGCAUACCUGAUUAACCUGUCAUACUCUAAACGGCUGAGCCGCAUCCUAACAGACCUAGUGAAGAUCAUGAAUUACGUUGUUUCCAACUCGCCCCUUCCUGACGACCUACUCAAUGACCCAACAGAUUUUAUCGAUCUUGUGUUGCUCCCCAGGCUCACUGACCUCAACAACAAACGUAGACGUCACUUCACAAUCCACGCGGAGAUUGCGCUUGUACUACAUCUCCAGCAACAUGGAUUGGCGUCAUCCACUUACCCGUUUUUGGGGCUGUCCAAACUAUCUUGUACGGCGUGCGUUGAGCUGAUGAGACUCAUCAACGGCAACUCUCAGUCUCCCAUCUGGCUAACAUCUGGCACUCACUGCAAGAUAUACCGGUCAUGGGUCUACCCUGAUUCCAUUUCCAACCCUGAGAUCAAACCCAUGCUAGCUCAUCGACUUCAGAAGUUGCUCUUCCGGGAAUUCGUUGAUUUUGCUCGCAGUCAAAAAAUAGCCAGGCGGUUAUCUGACAACAGCAUCGAGUCACAAGGCAUAACAAUCCAUGACGUACAUGGGGAGCACUCGGAGAACUUGGAGCACAUGGAGGCCCGGGUUAUGCAGCGUAUAGAACAGGAAACAAUGAAACGUCUUUCACAUUGA